This is a messenger RNA of Schistocerca serialis cubense, 7923 nucleotides long. RefSeq lists its product as uncharacterized. Bases 1 to 7065 code for a protein of 2354 amino acids. The transcript is spliced from 10 exons. Gene Ontology annotation, cellular component: nucleus. The record is from RefSeq and is a predicted model, not a curated record. Lineage: Eukaryota; Metazoa; Arthropoda; Insecta; Orthoptera; Acrididae. Gene Ontology annotation, biological process: regulation of gene expression.
AUGAGGAAACGGGCAGACAAGUACGUGGGUGCCAAGUGUUUGGCGCCAGAGCUGCUGGGACGUCGGUUGCAGACGGAGGCCGUGGGGUCCAGCCACGGCUAUUUCAGGCGGCGGCGGCGCGCAGGUACACUCUGGAAGCCGUCUCUGCCCAUCCGCGCCGUCGCCGAAACAUUCGAGAACACCGGCAGUACUGUGUCCUCGUUCCGCAGACGCUACUCCUUGUCUUUGCAGCUGCACUUGAUAACGACCAAGAAGUUCGAUGGAAUGAAAGAAUUUCAUGUGUACAGCGCAGCCGCCCCCGCUGCCGACGCCCCCGCCGCGGACGCCUCCUCCGCGGACGCGGUCGGCGAGUCCACUUCGAAAGAGGAAUGCGACGGCCACGACAGCGCCGACUCCGGCGAGGUCGGCGAGCCGGGCGCGACGACGGCGGAGGAGGCGGAAGAGGACGCCAACCUGCCCGAGUGUAAGAUAAAGCGCAACUACUCGUGCAGCCACUGCACCUACUUCACGCAGAACCCGCGCUCGUACCUGUACCACCUCAAGGACGAGCACAAGGAGAAGAUCAGGGUGUACGAGUGCCCCAACUGCCUGUACGCGUCCAAGCACAGCCAGAAGCUGCAGCGGCACGUGCACAUGGUGCACGUCAUGGGCAGGGGCAAGCGGAAGAGCUCGGCGCGCUCGCCCAAGACGCCCUCGGCCAAGGCGAAGAAGGCGCCGCCGGACAGGGACAAGGGCGCGAAGGCGCCGCCGCCCCUGCUGCCCUGCUCGGACGUAGUCGUGAAGCAGGAACCUGCCGGUUCCGAGGAGGAGGCGCUAGGGGACGGCUCCGCUCCGAAGGAGGGCGCCGAAGACGAGAAGUGUGAAAAGGCCGACGAAAUAACCAAAGACGGCAGUAAGGAGACGUACACGUGCUCGCAGUGCCCGUUCUCCGACCAGAACAAGGCGCUAGUGGCGCGGCACGAACAGGCGGUGCACCUCCGUAAGAAGUUCUUCCGCUGCAGCAAGUGCAAUUACGUGACGCACAUGCGCGCCAGGUUCACGAAGCACGUCAAGUACCAUUCGAUGCCGAUGAUCAAGUGCGACAUGUGCGACUUUCGUACGCCGUACAAGUGGAACUUGGACCGGCACUACAAGAACCACACGGGCGACGGCGCGUUCCGCUGCUCGCUGUGCAACUUCACGGCGGACAUCAAGCAGAGCCUGACGGUGCACGAGAUGAACCACCACGUGCCGCCGGCGAGUGCGGGGGCGCCCGUGCCGCGCCGCCGCAACAAGGUGGGCGCCAGCGACUCGGCGCCCGCCCCCGUUUCACCAUUCAACCCAGUCCUUGGUACGAGUACUCCAGAACUGCAUUCAUCUUUUGAUCACAGCAUCAGUGACAAAUGCAUAGGCACCAGUAAAGUUCCCUCAAGUGGAAUAAUAAAAAGAUCACCAAAAAUUAAAGUUACCGCAAAGAAAAGUAAAGUCAUAUCAACCCAAGAACACAGUGAACGCCAUGAUUUUCAGGCUGAUUUUAUACACCCAGAUGAUAUAAUUCAUCAUAAAAAUGGCAAUGUGUACAUAAAAACAUUGAAAUGUAAGAGCUGUAAUUUCAAAGCUGCCUGGGGCAGUGAAAUGGCUCGCCAUGAAAGCAAAGUCCAUGGAGUUCUCACAAAAUUGACACCACCCAAAAAGUUUCCUCGACCAAUACCUAACUUGAUACCCAUACAGCCAAGGGCAUCAGUGCCAAGUGCAUCAAAGCAAGUACCCAUUCUGAAAAUACCAACCAUCCGUGCUAGAGACUUUAGCACAAGCUUUAAACCUGGAGUGUCACCUUUAUCAGAAAAUUCACUGAGUGAAAAGGAUUUAAAUGAAAUAUGUGCAAAAUCAUGUGCAAAUAGCUCUCUUAGAGAUUUUGCAUCUGUAAUAGGUGAUGAAAAUGCAUUCACGGUUUCAGGAGAAGAAAAAAGUAAGUCAUGGAUGGAUGAAUCACACAAUACUAUGUGGAGUGAACCACACAGUAUAGAAUUAAGAAAUAAUAACUGUUUUUCGGAGUCACUUAAUGACCUGAAAUUUGAAUCGUCACCUGUGGGUACAAUGAAAAAGAAAAGUUCUUCAUUUUUGGAUCAAAUUAAAGAGAAAUUAUUAAUUGGGCCAGGUGAUUCCUCUAGUUUAGUGUGCACAUUCUGCAACUACGAAUGCAAAUGUCUUUCAGAAUUUGUUAGGCAUGAGAAACAACACAACUUAGGAAGUAACAGAACAUUGUGUGUGGGUGGCAAUUCAUCCACUACACUGAGUGGUACAGAGCUCUCGUCAACUAGAUGCCAGCAUUGCAGACAGCGCUGCAAGACAAGUGCUGACUUGGUCAUUCAUCUGCAAUCAUGUACAGAAGCAAACAGAUACACAAAAGGGUCCAGUGAUAUAAAUCUUGAAAUACCUGAUGAUGUGUGUGAAACGAAUGGAGAACUUACGCUGAAUGAACCGUACAUUGACAAACAAGAAACAGCACAUCCCAUGGUAAACAAAGUAUUUGUAUGGAAUGAAUUUGGUCAAGAUAUGGAGAGUGACCAGAAUAGUCAGCUCCCAUCAGAUGAAAUGCAGGAACAAGAAAAUAUGUCAGUUGUUAAUGAAACUGAGAGCUGUCUACAACUUAAUGGAGGCUGCAAACCAUCUGACAACGAAGUAGGCCUCGUUGGGUUUGAGACCGCUCCUGGUUAUGGGGCUGUAAGUAACACAAGUGAUGAUGGGACUCCAGCAAGCAACAGUGACUCAGCUGCGACUCCUGGUACAUAUACUGUUGUUAAAAGGGUAUUCAAGUGCCCACACUGCACUUUCUGGGCAUCCACAGCAUCUCGAUUCCACGUUCAUAUUGUUGGACAUCUCAACAAGAAACCAUUUGAAUGCUCACUGUGUGCUUAUCGCUCAAACUGGAGAUGGGAUAUUACAAAACAUAUUAGACUGAAAGUAGUCCGUGACAAGAAUCAUGCAGACGCGAAAGUCUUGAUGACAGAUGAAACAGGUCGACGGAAUUAUAGCAAGUAUAACAAGUAUCUAACAGCACUGAGAAUGCGUGAAUAUCUUCCAUCUACCACCGAUCAACAAAGACUGCUGCCAACACCACCUCGUCUCAUGCGUGCUCCUACACCACCAGCAAAUGGGGUAUGUGGUGUCCCUCCUGGUCCACUUCGCCCACCUCCACCCCUCCGUGCUGCACAUUCUAUGAUCUCGUCAGUACCAUCACAAGUACAGUCUCAAGAACCAGUGGUACAGAAAACAAUAUCUGGCCAAAAAAGAUCAGCAUCUGAUGCUGCUCUUAUGGAUAAGCCCCCAGUUGAAGUCAAGAGAACAUUGUGGAAGUGCAAGAAAUGCAAUUUCCGUGAUGCAAGCCGUGAACUAGUGCUUAGUCAUGUCAAGGGACACUACCAGGAACGUCUUCUUUCGCAGGGUGGAGCUUCAGGUGAUACUCCAGUUUUGAAAAACAAUAAAGACAACUCACAGUCACCUAGAAAUGAAAGCACUCAUCAAAUAAUAAAAAAUGAAACACAAAAUGAGGAUGUCAAUAUGAGUAUGACAGAAACAAGUCUAAGUGCUACAGGAGAAACUACAGUGAAGCAGGAAAAGGAAGAUGAUUCAUUCAGAUGUACCAUAUGUCCUUUCAUAACAAAUCUCGAGAACGCUUUAGAAGAACACCUUGAGAACCAUGCUUCCCAAAGUGUGAAUGAUCUCAAAUGUACAAUGUGUUCAUACUCUGUUGUUGACAAAAGUGAGUUAUCAGAACAUAUGAAGCUACAUGGUGUUGUGGAUGCAGAGCCAGGUGAUGACAAUUAUCAUCUUGAUAUGUCUGUGGACAAAAACUCGGAGGAAGAAGAGAAUGAGAGUUCACCGCAACAGACUGGCACAGAUGGAAGUAUGUGCAAACGCUACAGAUGUGCAAAUUGUCCAUAUCUCAGUAACAGCAAGAGCCAGUUUCUUUACCACAAGCAGUUUCACAGGCCACGUGGAGCACCUUUCAAAUGUGGUAUCUGUUCGUAUAAUGUUAGCAAACGCCACCUACUUCAUCAGCAUCUGCGUGUGCAUGGCAUUCUUAUUCCACCCCAGAAAAGUCCCACCAAAUCUGGAAAAGAGAGCCAGGAUGAAAGUGCUGAUGAACAAGUUCAAACAUCAGUGUCUGGGGACAUUAAGAGGCCAACAUCAAUGGUAGACCACCGACUAACAUCUCUAGAUACUAGUGGUUUAUCACAGGUGCCAUUAGUUUGGGUUUCUCGAGAGAGUAAAUUUUUUAAAAUGUACAAAUGCCGAUACUGCCCACAUGUAAAUUUUCGUAAAGCUAAUAUCCUGGAACAUGAGAAAAUGCAUACUGACAGAACCAAAGAUGUUAACAGUCAUAAUGAUAGCGGAGGGAAAGCUCAGUCAAGCAAUAAUCUAGUUCAGCACCAUUGUACAGAAUGUAAUUACAUUUGUAAUAAUGCUGGAGUACUAUCAUCACAUGCUAAAGUUCAUCAAGGAUUCUAUGGUCAGAUUCAUGCCCUGGUAGAUCCUUCUAGAACAGAUGAAGCGCAGCUUGAAGAGCUCUCUGCAAUGGUGAAUAUUGAGAGUGAUUGUACAGGUACUAAGCAACCUAUAAAUAAUAUUAAAAAUGAACAAACAGGAAGUUCUGAUUCAAAUAAAGACAUCUCAUUAGCUGCUGAUGGCACAGAAACUUCUAAAAAAGAUGAAAAUCCAAAAUGUGACCCUUCAGUUUUGGAGGAUUCUGUGUCUGUAAGUGACAGUACCAAGAGAAGUCUUUGCUUUUGUCCUCGCUGUCCUGCAAGAUUCUUGUGUGAAAAGGAAUUGAAAAUUCACCGUAGGUACCAUAUUUUCCAUUUGUCACACGUAUGUGAGUUUUGCUCCUACACUGCUAAGCAGCGACCCUACCUUCUUGCUCAUAUGAAAGUCCAUACAGAUGAAUACCAGAAAAAAACAGACAUGCUUCUUGAAAUGUACGGAUCGUGUCAGGAAUAUCCUCGGCCACAGAUAGCUGUUGACAAUUCUGAGGCUGCUAAUGUCAUGUGGGUAGUUAUUGACAAGUCAGGAAAAAAGGACAGCAGAAUGGAUCCACGUGGAACUGACAAGCAUUAUACCUGUGAUCGUUGUCCUGCGAAAUUUCUUAAAAGUGAUUCUUUACAUUAUCACUUAUCAAUGCAUGGGGGCCAAGGACAGUACAAGUGUAAAUACUGUGACUACACUGCUAAAACAUUUGGUCACUUAAUUAAACAUGAAAAUGUUCACCAAGAUAGAAUAUUUCCUCUAGACUCUUCUCUUCUAUCCACAACAAACAAAGUAUCACCUGAGAGUGUUUCUGACAGCAAAACUUGUCCACAGUCUGAUGCAUCUGAACAAAAGACCAUUUCACAAAAGGUUUCACCAGAAAGAAGUGGCAUAUUACAAUCUGUCUCAAAAGAGCGUCCACAGCUGCAUGUAGAUCCACAGUUUGGAAUUCUUAUGCAUGGAAAUCCCGACUUCAUUUAUCCCACUUACUUAAAAAAUGGUAGACUGAAAGAAAAACGUUAUAAAUGUCACAAAUGUCCUUCAGCAUUUGAGAAACGUGAGCAAUACAGGACACACCUUUCACUUCAUGGUGCGAAGCAGAGAUACAGAUGUGAAAAAUGUGAUUACUCUGUAAAGUACUAUGCCAACUACAUACAGCAUAUGCGUAAACACAAGGAUAAUGAUGACGCCCAAGCAGCACGGUUGAUUGAAAAAAAAAAGUCUGAUCAUGAGUUACUUGAUAUAAAAGAAGAAAUUACAGAAACAGAAGCAGAAGCAGAAACAGAACUGGCAUCAGUACCAGAGUCAGAAGUGGAACUACAAUCACAGCAGCAGAAAGAACCAGAGCCAGUGCCAGAGCCAGAGUCGGAGUCAGAGCAAGUACCAGCACAAGUACCAGUACCAGAACCACCACAAGUACCAGAACCAGAAUCAGAACUAGUAGCAGUACCACUACCAGUACCAGUACCAGUAGCAGAACAAGAGUCGGAACCAGUACCAGAACCAGAAUCAGGACCAGUAUCGAUACCAGUACCAGAACCAGAAUCAGGACCAGUAACGACACCAGUACCAGAACCAGAGCCAGUGACAGUAACAGAGCCUGAGGUGCAGUUUCAGCCAGAAGAGACUAGUAAACCAGCAGGAAUUCGUGCCAGGAAGAGUAUUGGAUCUACUUCUAAACCUGGCCCAAUUCAGAUGACUGUAGCAGAUCGGCAAAUACUGUUAUUGAUGCAGAUGAAACAUGCGGAAAGUCUGAAAGCUUCGCAAGAGACUUUCAAGGAGCAGUUGCAGAAAAGCUACUGGUGCCCCCAUUGCCCCUAUUCGACUCCUCAACAUGAUGACCUAGAAAUCCAUAUUAGGAAGCACACAUCAGCAUCUGGUAUACAGUCAAAUUACCUAUGUGAUUACUGUGAUUAUUCUGUGCCAUCUGCUCAUUUUUUACAUGAACAUCAUAAGUUGCACUUUGCUCAGAAGAGGUUUGCAACAGAAUGUUUCAUGAAGAGUAGAUGUAUACAGAUAUGGAGACAAGAAACUGGUGAAACAGACAGUGUAGAAACUGGUAAAGACCAGCCCUCUGAGGACUGUGAAAGAUCAGGAAAACAUUUAGCAUUUAAAGAUAGGGGAACUUCUGUGGAUAUUCAGGACAGAUUUGAACCAAUUUUACAAGAGGAAAGUGCUUGUGUAAACCUGGACAUAAAUGCAGAGAAGAAAGUCACAAUUGAUUUAGAUACUGGUGACCCAAUUGACAUGGAAGCCGAUUACCAGGAAAGUGGUGAUACAAAUGAUAGUUCUGCAGACAAAGAGAAAUUUUUAGAGGAACUCGACUUAGAAACCAAAGAAGCUGAAAUGGAAGAAGCUGAAAUGGAAGAAGCUGAAAUGGAAGAAGCUGAAAUGGAAGAAGCUGAAAUGGAUACUGAGAUACCUCAUGAGUUGAGGUGUGUGAUUAAGCAGGAACUACCAGACAGUGAAUAUGCUGAGGAUGAUAGUUCGAGCAUUGUUGAUGGUACAAUAGAAUCCACAGAGUACUUGAAAACUGUUGAAGAUUUGUGUAUUUCAUGACAUUAGUUUAAAAAUAACAAUUAGUCUAGACAUUUGCAGAACAGGAAAAGACUGGCCAGAUUUACAGAUUUUACAAGUUAAUUUGUGUAUGUAAUUAGCCGCUGUUUGCAGUGGUAACACCAUUAAUAUGCCACUGAAUAAUGUAGUUUACAGAGAGUGAGUCUGUGAAUUAGAAAAAGCCAAAGCAAAGAUUUUAAUAUUUUCAUAAGUGUAUAUAUGUAGAGUUUUGUGCAUAAGUUAAGUUAGUAAGACUUUUUUCCAGUUCAGAGGGAUAUACAUCUCUCGUAAGUCCAAGGGACCAUCUAUUUGACCAACAAAGACUGUUUAGAAAGCACUGUAGCUUAUUUUCCUUCAUGUUAUGAGCUGAUUUUGCAGAACAAUUCAGCAGUUUUCGUAGUUACCUCCUUUUGCAUUGUUAUGUGAUGUGCUAUUCUGCUCAUGAUUGUGUGCGUCAGAAAUAAGCAUUAAUUGGCAGUUUUUGUCUUCCCUCUAAGAAGUAUGAAGGACUAUGUUAUCAUAAAUAAAUGACUUUACAAUUGUGAGACUAUAUGUAUGAAUGUAAAUGCUGUUAUUAAAAAAAAUACACACACAAAAAUAAUUUACACUCAUCAUAGAGUACAAAAAAACUGUAAACAUGUUAAACAGAAUCCUUCUUUCUUUGAGGGAAAAGAGAAUUAUUCACAUUCUGACUGCUCUUUUUCUUUGCCUCUCAUACUGUAAUUUUCAUAAUACAUGUGCAAAUAUUUGUUGUUUAAGUUUAUAAGCUUCGUGAAGUUAUUUCAAAUGUUUUCUAGACUGGAUAUCUAGUCAUAUCCAAAUUAGAAUAAUAAUUUAUAAUAAAUUAUAUUUUAUGAAUAA